Cyphomyrmex costatus is the source of this 1522-nucleotide messenger RNA. RefSeq names its product ankyrin repeat and MYND domain-containing protein 2. The transcript is spliced from 3 exons. Bases 16 to 1164 code for a protein of 382 amino acids. Gene Ontology annotation, molecular function: protein binding. The record is from RefSeq and is a predicted model, not a curated record. NCBI's taxonomy places the organism in Eukaryota, Metazoa, Arthropoda, Insecta, Hymenoptera, Formicidae.
ACUGCACACAACAAUAUGGUGUCUGCUAUGGAAGAUCUCUCGAAAUUCGAGCAGGAAAUUUUCCAGAGAAUCAGUAAGAAUGAGGUGUCCGAGCUCAAGACAUUGUUGGCACAGGAGAAGAUCAAAAUGGAUUUUAUCGAUGAGAAUGGUAUGAACCCGCUCCAACACGCCUGCUAUAAGGGAAAUAAGGAAAUUGUGCAGCUACUCCUCGAUCAUGAUGCUGACGUAAAUGCGUGUCUACACGAACACGCAUAUACUGCUCUUCAUUUUGCUGCUUUAAGCGGAAAUGCUGAAUUAUGUCAUCUCUUGAUGUCAUAUGGAGCAUGCUUGACAGCACAGAACAGCGUAGGCAGGACAGCUGCACAAAUGGCAGCGUUUGUGGGAAAUCAUAACUGUGUGGCGACUAUUAAUAAUUUUAUCCCAAAAGCUGAUAUAGAUUAUUACAUUAAGCCGCAGGGUUUGCAGACUGAACCCAUGCUACCACCAUAUCUAGCAGAUUAUUUUCAUAAAUUUAUAAUACAGAUUAAUGUGAAUCCUGUACGUGUGUGCAUGAAUUUACAAAAACUUCCCGCACUUCUAGAAAAUGCAGCAAAAAUACAAAAAGUAUUAGAAUCCAUGCGUAAUAGAGAAAUGACUCGAGGUGUUGAAAUAAACGAAAUAAUGGCCUUUAAGUACCAUUAUCUCAGUUGUGUUGUUGCCGAGGUAUUAAAAUGUCAGAAACGCCAGGAAGCGAUGAAGGCAGAGAAAGUUGAGAAGUGGUGCAACAGGAGUAACGAAAAAAAGCCCGACACUGUAGAAUUUCUGAUACGAAGAUUCUUGAAGUGCAACAAAACCGACAGCUUACCGGAAUAUCAAGAAGCAUUUUUGAAGGAUUCUGUAAGAGAAUUUCCAUUCAGAGAAAGCACAAUUUUCCGUCAGAUAGUUGCUACAUUGGCAAGCACAGAUCCACCGUCCACCGUUUCUGUAAUCUCAGCUGCAAUUAAUGGACAACGAGGAUUCUUUGAUGGCGUCCAUACUUGCGUGACCUGCGGUGAGGACAAGGCUACCAAAAAGUGUAGCAAAUGCAAAGCGGUGCAAUAUUGUGACAGAGAAUGUCAGAGAUUACAUUGGUUCAUGCACAAAAAAGCGUGUGCUAGAUUGGGUCAAUCCUCGGCAAACAACUGAAAAGGAAAGCUCAUGGAUGUAGAUAAAGAACAGAUCAGCAACGCUGUCGACUCCAGACUACAGAACCUAGCUGUUAAAUAAAUAUGUGUACAAAUUUAGCAUUUCAUCUGGAAUGCAUUAUACUCGCAGAUGUUUAUUUUUUCCUGUAUAUAGCUGUUCUAUGUAGAAUUUUUGGAUCCCCGUAGGAUUGUGCCUAUCAUAUCUGUGGAAGCUAACAUUAUUGUGUAAGUAACAAUUAUUUGCAAAUAUGUAAAUUUUCGUUUAAUCCAUCGUGCGUUUAUAUCGAUGUCUCUUUCGACUUUUCGAUGAUUCUUUCGACUUUUCAAUACUUGACAAUCAUUUAAAAAAUCCAGGAAAA